AUGCCGAGCGGCUCUCUGCGCCAGCUCCAUGGAUGCCCCUCGUGGUACAACUUCAAUUCCAGACUGAAACAUCCGGUGAGCAAUUUUUCCUUGCCAUCUGGGCUUUUGCUCUCCCCCAUGCUGUUCCAUUCUGACCCACAAUCAUCUCCAACGGCAGCGGCUACGAACUACGGGACUGGCUUCUACAUCGACAUUCCUAAUGCGAAGUACCAAGGUGCUGACGUCGACGUCAUUCUCACCGCCGGGCAUAACCUCAUCAGUCAGAACAAGGAAAAGAGCAAAAACCUCAGGGUGUUUUCGGGGGAUGACGACGAGAAAGGGUGGCCAGUCCCUGAGGACAACGUAAAGAUAUGCCCCGAAUACGCGGACAAGCCGAACGAAACCGGCUCGGCCUUCGACUGGGCGGUCAUAUUCAAGCCCAAAGACAUGAGCAAGAAGAAGACGUGGAAAGGUUUUCAGUUCAACUUGGCCUUUGCCGCCAACCCGCCGCGCAGUGGGGGUGAAGGCUCGCUCCAAAAGUUCAUGGCCGCCAGAAUCUGGGUAUCGGGAUACAGCAUCCGCAACACUCCUUCCAACAGAAAAGGGGCACUCCGUUACAGUGCCGAGAAAGGGUGGCCGACCGGUCUGAAGCGGCUGAGCUACAAAGUUCGGACUGAGCCAGGCAUGAGCGGCUCGCCCGUCUGGGCUGUUUGUGACGACGAGUUAACCGUCGUGGGCAUCCAUACAACCGGCGAAGAUAGGGCAAACGCGCCAAACGUCAGCCAAGGGGUCAGGCUCGACCUGGACAUCCUAGAAAGGCUAUUUAACUGGACAGGUACAGCGGUCCGCUCCAAGAAACUCAAGGUCGCCACCGCCCAUCCGUUCUCCGCCGAAGGCCUAUACCUCAGUUUCUCCUCCUCGUCCAAGGAUCCUGCGCGUGUGCGACUCGGGGCUGACGGGCUCGACACCGUCUUGGACACCCUCCCAUUCGGUCGCAGACUCGUCCCGGAUGGUUCGAAUAUAGUUUCGAAGAACCCGGCGACUUUUGUUUUCCGCCUCCACAGACCGUCAGAUACCCCUAAUACCCCAGCGGCCGGGGAAGAGAGCCAAGAUCAAUGGGUUUUGCUGGAUACGGUCCGGAAUCGCGUCCUCCUCUCCCCGACGCUUCAGAAGCAUUGCGCUUUCACCUUCCAGAGGAAAGGAAAGAAUGGCCCGUUUGGCAUAUGCCCGGCCGAGUCAAAGGACCAGCAGCUUACCCUGGGAUCAAAAUAUAUCCGCCGUGAGGACUCCUGCUACGGACCGGUGGAAAGCUCUGAAGUCUCGUUCACCCCAUGGUACGGGACACCCACGAGCUUGUUUUGCUUUGAAUAG
Messenger RNA from Thermothelomyces thermophilus ATCC 42464, 1350 nucleotides. RefSeq lists its product as uncharacterized. Bases 1 to 1350 code for a protein of 449 amino acids. Lineage: Eukaryota; Fungi; Ascomycota; Sordariomycetes; Sordariales; Chaetomiaceae. The transcript is spliced from 2 exons. The record is from RefSeq and is a predicted model, not a curated record.